This is a messenger RNA of Tetrahymena thermophila SB210, 1278 nucleotides long. Its product is annotated as Serine/Threonine kinase domain protein. Gene Ontology annotation, molecular function: ATP binding; protein serine/threonine kinase activity. Gene Ontology annotation, biological process: protein phosphorylation. NCBI's taxonomy places the organism in Eukaryota, Ciliophora, Oligohymenophorea, Hymenostomatida, Tetrahymenidae. The record is from RefSeq and is a predicted model, not a curated record. The transcript has 5 exons.
AUGAGUGGAUAAGCUUAAUAAAACACAAAUGGAGAGUAUUGUACUCUUGCUGAAGAAUUGGUUAAUUAUCUAAAUAAACAGUAAACACAAAAAUAGCACUCUAGUGUGAACAUAAACUCAUUUAAUUUGCUCACAAUUAUUGGGUAAGGAAAUUAUGCUAAAGUUUCUUUGGUGAGAAAGAAAGAUGAUGGUCAAAUUUAUGCAUUAAAAACUUUGAAGAGAAAACAUAUAAAGCAUUAAGUUUAAAUGAACCAUAUAUUAACAGAAAGAAAUAUUCUUAAAGUAGUAGAUUCUUAGUAUAUUGUUAGAUGCAAAUAUGCAUUCUAAGAUAAAAAAAGAUUGUUUUUUGCUCUUGAAUUCUGUUAGGGAGGAGAACUAUUUACUUUGAUAAAAACCAAAGGGUUUUUAAACGAAAAUCCUGCUAAGUUUUAUGCAGCUUAGAUUGUAAAAGCUCUGGAGUACCUUCAUAGCCUAAAUAUAAUUUACAGAGAUUUAAAACCCGAAAAUGUAUUGAUUGAUCAAGAAGGAUAUAUAAAGCUAACAGACUUUGGUCUAUCAAAAAUACUUUAAAAUGAUAACGAAGUAGCUACUUCUGUUGCAGGAACUCCUGAAUAUUUAGCACCAGAAAUUCUAUCAGAAAAAGGACAUGGGAAAGCAAGUGAUUGGUGGACAUUAGGUAAUAUCAUUUAUGAAAUGGUUACAGGGCUGCCGCCUUUUUAUGAUCCAAACAGAGAAAAAUUAUUUGGAAACAUACUAACUUAGCCAGUCAAAUUCGAUCCUAGAAUUCAAGGGAAUUUGAAGGAUCUUCUGAGUGGCCUAUUACAAAAAGAUCCAAAUAAAAGGCUAGGAAGUAAAUAUGGCGCUCUAGAAAUCAUAAAUCAUCCUUGGUUUUCUGACCUAAAUUGGGAAUCAUUAAGACUCAGAAAAAUUAUUCCACCUUUCAAGCCUAAAGUUGAUAAUGAAAUCGAUGUGAGUUAUUUUUCUCCAGAUUUUCUUGAAAUGGAAUUUUCCCCAAAUGAUGAACCAGGCAGCUUAAGUUAACCAUCAAUUCAAGGUUUCAGUAUUUCAAAUACCUAAAAUAGUUCAGUGAUGGCCUCUUAUAUAAUUGAAAAUAAUAACUAUUAAAAUGUUGUAAACAAAGAGGAGUAAGAAUAAAUGGAAACAGAAAACGAUUAUUAAUUUGUCCAUGAAGCUCAAAACACAGCUUCAUACUAAUAAGUCAUAAAAGAAAUCGAAUCUCAAAUCGAUAGCCAAAAUGAUUUCGAAUUGAAAGAAUGA